Chiroxiphia lanceolata (lance-tailed manakin) is the source of this 1100-nucleotide messenger RNA. Its product is annotated as gastrula zinc finger protein XlCGF49.1-like. The transcript has 2 exons. The coding region runs from base 1 to 672 and encodes 223 amino acids. NCBI's taxonomy places the organism in Eukaryota, Metazoa, Chordata, Aves, Passeriformes, Pipridae. The record is from RefSeq and is a predicted model, not a curated record.
AUGGACUUGGGCAGCGGGGAGGAAAAGGGCCGGAGAUCCCCCCUCAGGAGGGGCUCCAAAGCCAUCCCAGGGUGCUCUGAGGAGGAAAGAGCCAGCCUGUGCCAGGAAGGCAGCUGGAGCUUGAGCCAGAGCUGUGAGCUGGUGGUCCCUGAUCAGCCUCCCAGCAGGGAGAAGCCCUUCAGGUGCUUGGAAUGUGGGAAGAGCUUCAGCAGGAGCACCACCCUCCUCACUCACCAGCAGAUCCACACUGGGGCACGUCCCUACUCAUGUGGGGAAUGCGGGAAGAGCUUCAAUGACAGGUCCACUCUGAUCCGACACCAGCGCAUCCACAGUGGGGAACGGCCCUACACGUGUGGGGAAUGUGGGAAGAGCUUCAGGGACAGCUCCAGCCUUCGCACCCACCAGUGCAUCCACACUGGAGAACAGCUCUACAAGUGCUUGGAAUGUGGGAAGAGGUUUCAGACCAGCUCACAUCUCCUCAGGCAUGAGCGGACACACACAGAUGAGAGACCCUUCCGCUGCACCGACUGUGGGAAGGGCUUCAAGCACAACUCCACCCUCGUCACCCACCGGCGCAUCCACACCGGAGAGAGACCCUACAAGUGUGGGGAGUGUGGGAAGAGCUUCAGUGACAGCUCUGCCUUUACCAAACACCAACAGACCCACCAGUAAGGGCAGCCCCACCAGUGCCCCGACUGCGGGAAGAGCUUCGGCCGCUGCUUCUACCCCAAAUGAAACCCCUGAUGUUGAGGCAACCCCUGAAGUCCAGUGACUGUCAGUCCAUCCCUUUCCAUCAGAAAGGACCAGUCCCCUUUCAGAGGGGCAGCUUCUUCCAACAGAACCUUUCUUGGGAGGUGAGUGGAGAUUCCUGCCUUGGCUGGGGACCCCCCAAGGUCACUGCUGGAGGUUGAGAGCAGAGAUCUCCCCAUGAGUGUUGGUCUGGGGGAGUUCCAUCCAUCUCCUAUUAAGAAUUAUUACUUUUGUGCCAGCUUGAGUAGAAUUACUUCAACAAUUGCUUUAGUGUAGAGCACUGUCCUAUCUUAUCCUGUACUCCUGGUAGUUUUAGUGUUUCUCUUGUGCAGUAAAUAAUUCUGAUGAAG